Panonychus citri (citrus red mite) is the source of this 2521-nucleotide messenger RNA. RefSeq names its product translation initiation factor eIF-2B subunit epsilon-like. Gene Ontology annotation, molecular function: translation initiation factor binding; translation initiation factor activity; guanyl-nucleotide exchange factor activity. The record is from RefSeq and is a predicted model, not a curated record. Lineage: Eukaryota; Metazoa; Arthropoda; Arachnida; Trombidiformes; Tetranychidae. Gene Ontology annotation, cellular component: eukaryotic translation initiation factor 2B complex.
AAUCAACUGAUUUAAACCAAAUUAGUUAUCAUGCUAAUUAAGUUAAUCCAGAAACAGAAAAAGUAAACAAAUCAUUUUGAGAGAUGAAACGAAUCAACGAAAAUACAAAAUUUUCGUCAGUAAUUUAAUCGCAUCCUGAUUCUCGAGAUGGUGAUAUUAAGUUGACAAUAGAAAUUAACAUUGUAAUCUAAUUGAUCUAAUCAUUUUCUAAACUGAAACAAUUAACAAUUAGUUCACUUUCAAUUGGAAACAUUUAAGGAGCGAUUCGACUGCCACCUAACCUGUGGAUCGAAACUAUUAACAGCUGAUUGAAAACGUUUUCUUUUUUUUUUUUCUCAAAUUUCAACUCAAUUAAUUUCUAUUAUUUUUCUCUUCUAAAUUAGUUAAUUGUUUAACUAUGACUUCUAAAGAGAAUACGGUUUAUCAAUGUGUCCUUAUAUGUGAUUCGUUCCAUAAUCAUUUCGGUCCGAUUGGUGAACAUUAUCCCUCAUGUUUGGUUCCAUUGGUUAAUCGGCCUGUUCUUGAUUAUUCACUUGACUCUUUGAGAGUUUCUGGUAUUCAAGAGGUUUAUAUUUUUGCCUCUUUUCAUUCAGAUCUAAUUAGAUCAUAUGUAACUACUAAUUGGUUGCCAAAGUGCGAUAAAGAUUUUAGUAUUUUUGUCCACUCUUCGGAUCAUUAUUUCUCUUUGGGUGAAGUUUUGAGAGACCUUUUCGCCAAAGCAGUUAUUCGCAAUGAUUUUGUUCUCGUCUAUGGUGAUACUGUUUCUAAUUUACCAUAUAAACAAUAUCUUGAGGAAUUCAAAUUAUUAAGAGCCAAAGACAAAUUAUGUGUCAUGGCUCAUCUAUUUCGUUCAUCAUCUCCUCACCGAACCCGACGGAAAGACGAUGAGUCCAUUACCGUUUUGAACGCUUCUGACAAGAGAUUACUUUGUUAUGAAAAGAUUCAUCUUAAGAAAAUUGAUUUAGACAUUUCACUUUUCCAAAACACCAAGGACGUAGAAGUGCAUUUCGAUCUUCAAGAUACUCACAUAUCGAUCUGUUCCCUUUCUGUGUUAUCCUUAUUUGCCGAUAAUUUUGAUUACCAAACUCGAGAUGAUUUCAUUAAAGGAAUCAUGGGACAAGAAGAGAUUUUAGGUAAUACGAUCUAUGCCAAAAUAUUGGGCUCCCCUUAUUAUGCUGCCAGAGCUUUUAGUCCAAUAGCUUACGAUGCCGUGUCUCGGGAUAUCCUUCAAAGGUGGACUUAUCCUAAUGUACCCGAUUUAUUGAUGAAUUAUGUUUAUCAAAGGAACCACAUUUAUAAACAAGGAAUCUCAAAUAUCACAGCUGGAUCGAUUCUUUCUCGUAACAUCGCUAUUGGAGAUAAAACCGAGAUUGGUGCUAAUGUGGAAAUCCAUUGCUCAGUUUUCGGAUCGAAUGUUAAAAUUGGACAUAACGUAAAAAUCGAUGGAGCUUACAUUUGGGAUAAUGUAGUAAUAGAAGAUAAUUGUACUAUUAAAACUUCGAUAAUUGGUAAAAAUGUUCACUUGAAAGCUUUUACCAAUCUAAAUAGUGGAUGUCUAAUUGCUGACAACGUUAUUAUCGGACCUAAUGUAACCUUGAAAGAAGCGACUUAUGUUGGCUCCAAACCUAAAGAUGAAGAUGCUGAUCUUACUGUGGAUAUAAAAAGCCUUGGAUCAGAAGCAAAAGGUUACAUUUGGACUGAGAAUAGUGGUGAAGAUGGUCAAGAUGAUUCGGACAAUGAAUCAUUUUCACCUGAGAUUUGGGGCAUUCCCUUGGAUGAAUCUGAGCAAGAAAUUUCAUCCACAUCAAGCUCUGAAAAUGAAGCUUCUGAUAGUGAUGAUGAUUUUGGUGGUGGUGAUGGCGAUGAUGCUAAACGAUAUUAUGCUGAAGUUAUUGACAGUUUAAUCCGUGGAAUUGAAGAUAAAAUGUGUGAAAACUUAAUUGUUGAAAUUAAUGCAUCAAAACACGCAUACAAUAUUCAAUAUAAAGAUGUCGGAUUUUUGGUGAGCCGAGCAAUUAUUGAGGUCGUUUCUAAACUAUCAAACCAAGAAAGCAAAGCAACUGCAUCUCGGAUUAAAUCAAUGAUUAAACAUUUAUUACCACUAAUCUCUAAUUAUGUUAAAGAUACAAUCAACAAAAAGGAUUGCCUCAAAGCAAUGGAGGAAUAUACACUUUCCAAUGUUAAACAAUCAACAUCAGUGCCUAUUUUAGUUCACAUAAUCAGUUAUCUAUAUGAAGUUGAUGUGAUUGAUGAAGAUUCAAUACUAAAUUGGUUCAAUUCAGCUGAACCAAUUUACUCUUUAAUCUCUGAAUUCGAUCAUGACGAGAAGGAACAAAAAGUUCUAAGAUCACAUUCUAUCAUGUUGAAAUUCAUCAAUUGGUUAAAAGAAGCCGAAGAAGAAUCUGAAUCUGAAUGAAUCAGAUCAACUAAUUGAACUACAGAAAACUCAUCUCAAUUUUACAUCUUAUAAAAUUAUAUUUAUAUCUGCAAAUUAAAUUAAUCUAUUUAAUUCAAUGAUCAA